Lactuca saligna is the source of this 354-nucleotide messenger RNA. Lineage: Eukaryota; Viridiplantae; Streptophyta; Magnoliopsida; Asterales; Asteraceae. The record is from the annotation of a GenBank genome assembly.
AUGUUGUAUGAUAUGGUGCAACUUGAAAUAAGGAAAAAAAAGGAAACACAACGCCAACGGCACAUGAUGGGAGCUAUAUGUGGUGUGACAUCGCUAUCGAUAAAGACACAUGGAAAUAACUUUCUGGACCUAAAAGAGUUGGCAUGUUCCAGCCGCAAACAUACUGCAAAAGCUCAUUUUACUGAUUUUGAAGGGGAUGUAGAGGCAGCAAAGUCUCAAGCCCCUGAGGUUCAGAAUCAUGGAGGGACAUGCAGCUACGAUAGUGCUUGUUUUAAUAAUGAUGUUGAUGUGAAUUUCUUUGCUUCCAAACGCGACAUUUUUGACAACAAUUGGAGAUAUUAUCCACUCGUUUAA